AGUACCUCGCCAACAGGUGCCCAGGUGGUAUCGACUCGCAACUUGUUGCUGAACAGCCCACGCGACUUUAAAUAGGUCAUCGACUGAUGACACAAGAGUCGCCCUGCCCUGGCCCUUUCUCAGAUCUGGAUGUGCUGGGUUGGGUUGCCUGCCUUUUCGAACUUUUAUUAUACCUGCCAACCUACCAAUCUACUCUAAUUUCCCUAGUGCCGGCAUCGUCCAGCACUCCAUCACAAAUACCGGUAACCGCGACCUUCCACUCCACUGCUAUCCUCGACUCCUUCCAACGGCCCAUGUAUUUAUUGUAUAUGACAGCUUAUCAGACCAGCCACCCCUCAGUCCGUCGCCGCCAACUUCAACAACGAUAACAGCAUACGCUGUCGACGAUCCGUAUCUGUAUAUAACAAACCAUUGUAUGUCUCGUCGUUCAACCUGGGCGAGGAAGUAUCUAUCUGCUGGGCCAGGGUUUGUCCCCUAGUUGGGUGACUCUUAUCUGAUCCUGGCACCUUUUGAUACCAAGCACCAUGGCCUUUCACCAACCCACCCGCCAGGCUGCGCAACGCGUCUUCAGGCCUGCACCAGAAAGCGAUAUUGCCCAGCAUGUUCAGGUACCCGCCGUUCAACCCACCGAUGAGUCUCAGACCUGGGUUCUUUUCUCGCCGGCAACUGAUGCUGGCACUACCUCCUCGUACCUCACAUCAACCCAUAGGUCUAAUAUAACACGACGUCAUUCGCGAUCUGAUGUUUUCGGAAGCCUUGAUACAAUCGCCCCAUCUGAGGCUAGCGCAGCACAUCAUCGUACCGAUAGCUUCCUCGAUUUCGCUGAGGACGAGGACGAUGCCGAGUUAGACAGUCUUGACAAUCACUUGCCUGAAUUCCGGUCUACUCCCGAUUUCUAUGUAUCAUCUACAGCGCUUCCCCAUACGGACCCCGUUUUCCCUAACCACGAUGGAUUGGGACUGUUCCAGCUGGAACAAGAGGGCAUGGGCGAGGAUGUCCAGAACAGGUUAUAUGCUUUCGAGCAAUAUAAUCCUCGGCGGAUAAAGAGACGGCGAGAAAGCCUGAAUCUAGCGCAAGCGGAAUUAGAAAAAGAAAGCAACCAGGAAAGGGAUAAAAUAAACCGAAUAGAGUCGUGGCGUCUCGAACACAGCCGCUAUCUGUUGGAGGAGAUACAGAAGGAAACUCGGAGACGACGUCGAUCGGUAUCUACUGCGUCAAAUGUGCACCAUAUCGAUCACAGUGCCGAAAAUGCGACGGGGGCCGCAGCCGGCGGACUGAGGGAGGAAAAUGCGGACGAGUCUUGGCACGAUCAGAAUAUGAACGAUUGCCAUGAGAAGCGUGAGAGCAUAUGGACCCAUGUUACUCGUAAGGUGGUACAGGAUCUUCUAGGUAUUGAUGAUAAGAUGUUAAGUGUCCUCUUCGGUGAAGAACUUCCAGACGAGGAGGAGCUCUCUACAACGCCUAGGGCAUCGGCUUUGCCGUCAUCAAAUCGCGAUGAUAAAAUGUCCCUUGAUGCAGCACCGGAUUCCAGCUGGCAGAGCAAGAUGCUUGAAAGGGUUGCCAAAGAAUUGGGGCUAUUAGUUCAUCACCUUUCAGACCAUCCUGGUGCAUUCACAACUUUUAGUAAGGUCCAGCAGAUGCCUAUCCCUUAUGCAGGUCUACCCGCCAUUCCUGAAAGUGCUAGUCAUCUAGUAUCGGAUGGGACAGCGCGUGAGAAUCAUAUGGCUUUACCUGAAUUCCAACCGACCAUCACAACCUCAAGACCCAUCGAUAUACCGCAGGCACGUCAUCCGCCGGAAACUGCUCAUAGCAAAUCACAAUUGCAGGCAGACAGCAACAUCGCUUUCACGCAAGAGGAGUGGGAGCAAGACCUUGAUAUCCGGCUGGUAUUCAGGUAUUUAAGAACUCGUUUCUUCCCGCGUUCCAGCAGCAAUAGCACACUCUCUGGUGCUUCACAUAUGACAGGACCGACAUCGGGCACGCAGGAUGCAGCAGCAAUGGCGGCAAGAGUCCGCCAACACCACCCUCUAGUGUCGCGGCCUCGCAAUGCAGAGAGGCGCAAGUCCAAGGCCACAACCAUGUCCAGCGCGGCAUUACAUAAACCAGUGUCAAGCUGUGCAAGCCAGAGCACACGCCGGUCCGUCAGACGAAGCAGCUGCUCUUCAUCUCGCCAUUACUGGGAUAUCGGCGGAUCUGUCGGUACUGGGUCUAUGAUUGCCACGACGGGACCCAUGGGAAGCUGGGGUGAGAUAUAACGAAGUCGACGCGUUCAAGCAAAUGUAUUAUAUAUACCCUGAUACGAACAAGAUUUAUGUAUAUUAUGAUUAGAUGAUCUAGCCUAACGAUCUACUAUAGAAUUGGGUUGCUCAAUCUUUAAUGGGCAAAGCACCUCGCCAUCUUCUGCAUUUAUUUCACCGAUAGCUCUGACAUGUCCGAAAUGCUGCCGAUUCAAGCUCGCAUUCCCUUAUCAGGGUGCCCAGACGAUGGGACGGUCUACAUUAGCUAUGAAUAACGCCGCAAUCUCGGUGGCAUUCAGGGGAGGCUCGAGGUUCCCGGGGUGAUUCCGAGAUAAAAAUAUCAUGAGCGUUUGUCAUGUAGACACGGUAUACCUACAUUAGGUAGUGAAGGAAAUGAGGCGUACAGAGUCGCCCUGCUUUCAUCAUUCAUGACUCCAGUCACCUGCAGCAAUUGCUGCAGAAACCACCUACCUAGAUUACGUAGCCAAUCACCUGUGCUUGCCAUGUAAGGUGGUAAACAUGUUUCACCUCAUUUCCUCCGGCGAGGCGGCGGCGGCAGCGGCAAUUCGUAAGUGAGCGAGCAUGAGAGCUGCUCGUUCAUGUCGACAAAGUCACUUUCCGUGCACCAGCUCGAC
Molecule: messenger RNA, 2872 nt
Organism: Xylaria bambusicola
Lineage: Eukaryota; Fungi; Ascomycota; Sordariomycetes; Xylariales; Xylariaceae
Exons: 1
Coding region: 525-2255 (576 amino acids)
Source: RefSeq, a predicted model, not a curated record